This is a messenger RNA of Nerophis lumbriciformis (worm pipefish), 1812 nucleotides long. The record is from RefSeq and is a predicted model, not a curated record. NCBI's taxonomy places the organism in Eukaryota, Metazoa, Chordata, Actinopteri, Syngnathiformes, Syngnathidae.
AUGCCAGAUUCUGCAUCGAAUGAUUCUGGUUCGAGGGUAUGUGACCCUCAACACUCUCAGAACCUCCUCAGAGUUCUUCGCACUUUCUGGCAAGAGCAAAGCUUCCAUGAUGCACUUCUGGUGGUGGACGGUGAGGAACUUCCUGUCCAAAAAAAUAUCUUGGCUGCAGCCAGCCCAUAUAUUCGGACCAAGCUAAACUACAAUCCUCCAAAAGAAGAUGGGUCAACCUACAAGAUUGAGCUACAGGGGGUCUCCAUGCCAAUCAUGAAACAAAUCCUCGACUUUAUCUUCAGUGGUGAAAUAACUUUGAGUGAAGGGACCAUCCAGGACAUGGUGCAAGCAUCGGAUCUGCUUCUCAUGACAGAGCUAAAGUUGUUGUGUUGCCAGUUCCUUGAAAGCUGCAUCACAGCAGAGAACUGCAUUGGCAUCCGUCUUUUCUCCCUCCAUUACUGCCUACACCAUGUCCAUUACGCUGCCACGGAGUACCUGCACACGCAUUUCCGCGAUGUGGCGCUCACAGAAGAGUUCAGGGAGUUGCCUCACGACCGACUCUGUGAAGUGCUGGCUGAGGAGAAACUUAACGUCGGAAAUGAAAAGCAUGUGUUGGAGGCUGUCGUGCGAUGGCUAACACAUGAUCCAGAGACUCGAAGGGUGCAUAUGAGGGAAGUCAUGUCUGCAGUGUGGUUGCAGGGCUUGGAUGUGAGCUACCUUAGAGAACAGGCCUUGGGGGAGCCGCUGAUGAGAGAGGUGAUCAGAGAACACUGUCAGCCAGUGCUAUCAGAGAAUCCGCUGCAAGGUGAAGCUCUUCUGGCUGCUUUCAAGCCUCGAGGUUACUCUGAGUGCAUCGUUGUUGUUGGUGGAGAGGAUCGUAGGACCAGAAAACCCACUGCUCUAACUCGCUGCAUGUGUCCACUCUAUGACGCCAACCGACAAGCAUGGAUCGAGCUCCAGCCUAUGAGCAUCGCCCGUGUGGGCCAUGGAGUGGUCGCUGCUGAGGGAUUUCUAUUUGUUGUGGGUGGCACAGAUGAGAACAAUGUAAUCUUGGACACUGGUGAGAAGUAUGACCCAGACUCCAAUACAUGGAGCCCCAUACCCACGAUGUUACAGGCUCGACAGAACUUUGGAAUGGUGGAGCUAGAUGGUUUGAUUUAUAUUCUUGGCGGGGAGAAUGCAGAAUGUGAACUGAUCACCGUAGAAGUGUUUGACCCUCAUGUCAAUACCUGGAAGAUGCAGACCAGUAUGACGAUGAUCCGCAAGGUGGGAUGCUAUGCCUCUAUGAAUAAGAAGAUCUAUGCCAUGGGUGGUGGUUCCUAUGGAAAACUUUUUGACUCAGUUGAAAGCUUUGACCCUAAAACCCAGCAAUGGACAGGCCUCUGUCCACUUAAGGAGCGAAGGUUCGGAUCAGUGGCCUGUGGCAUCGGCAAAGAGCUGUACGUAUUCGGAGGGGUGAGAAGUCAAGAGAACGACAACCCACAGCAACGUCAUAUGAUGACCUGCAAGUCGGAGUUCUACCAUGACGAAAUGAGAAGGUGGAUGUUCCUUGAUGACCAAAAUUUAUGUAUCCAGACUAGCUCAUCCUUUGUGUACGGUGCCGUUCCAGUCGGGGCCAGCAUCUAUGUAGUGGGGGACCUUGACACCGGUACCAGUUUCGACUACAUCCGUGAGUUUCGCCGUAGCACGGGCACCUGGCAUCGUACCAAGCCAAUGUUAGCCAGCGACCUUUCUAAAACAACCUGUGCUGCCCUGCGCAUCGCCAACUGUCGUCUGUUUCGCCUUCAAUUGAGCCAAGGGAUGUUUCGAAUCCGAGUCUGA